AUUUUCGACCGUGUCAACCCUGCGCGAGUUUGAAAGCCUAAACCAAGUGGAACGGAUUCUUUGAGAGCUUUACAGUGGACAGGUUCUGCCGGUUCUGCAUGGCGACAAGGAGCGCUAUCCAAGAAAAGGAGAUGGCGGCCCACCAGAAGAUGACCUUGAGGGUCAUUCUCACGGAGGCAGACAUAAGAAAAGUCAUCCUGAAUACAAGGCCUACCACAGUCAAGGAUUUGAUAGACAAGCUUAAAGAAUCACUUGGACUUGAUUACAACUGCAGUCUCCAAUACCAAGACCCUGACUUUAAUUACGAACUAUGCAAUCUGACAGAUAUUGCGGAUCUUCCAGAAAAACCAACAUUGAAAGUCAUCCCUAUCCUGGAGCUGCUAUCAGUCUCAAUGUCUGAUGACAUUUUGAAUGACACACACAGUACGGCAGAUACGGAGAUCCUCUCCAGAUCAUCACAGGAGCGACAGAAACAUUGGCCAGAACAAUUUGAAAUCCCAAAUUUUUCUGUCGAUGUGGCAUACAGACUCAGGCAAGCAGAUCUGCUGUUUUUUCGUGACGGCACACCCCUGAAAGUAUCUAAAGAACUGAAGCAUGAGAUCCUGGAACGACUGGCAGAGAGCAUUUACACAUAUACAGCAUAUCCAGAUAAUGCUCAGUUUGAGAACGUUGCUGCAGCACUGAUAAACAAGCACCCAUGUCUCCAGGAACGAGGCUCAACCAGUCGCUGUGGUGGUUGGAAAAACAGUCUAAAAUUCAAAAUGGGAAAUUACAGAACAAAGUGCAGAAGAUCCGGAUGCCUUGAUGUUGCUGUGAAUGCAGGUAAACGGGGAGCGCAUUCGGCAGAAGGAGAACCAGCUAAGAAAAAUAUUAAGAAAGCAAAAAAAGGAGAACUCAACUACUUGCCCAACUUUCCAGAGGGAUUUGAUCAGUCAUCCCUUGAGGGUGCCCGCAAAGACUUAGUUGAUGAAAUGCAGAAGAGAGAACCAAAUGGAAAACCUGUGAAACAGAUGAUGGACUUGACAUUUGCUUUGAGAAGAAAAGAGGUGGUGGACUCUGAACCUGCCAUAAGCACGAUGAUGGAACGCUGGCCUGCUCUAUUCAUAGAAGACCAGAUCUACAUGGAGUUCAGAAGGAUUGUGGGAAAGGACCUCAAAAAAGAAUUCUUUGAUGGCAUCGAUCGGCACAGUCCUCGUCUUGUUGAAAUAUUUCGAUGUAAGAGAGGAAUCAUUGGGCAGCAGUUGACUCAGCUAUCACAAGAGACCAAGACUACAGAGCCAACAGAUAUUCGUACAAUGAUGCUCAGAGGCCUUCCCAUCCUUCUUCAGGACAACCCCAACGACUUUUUCAAAGCUUGCUUUGACUCUGAUGAUGAUGAUUCCUACCAACACAUCGACAUUGGGAUCCUUCUUGUUGAGCAGGAAGGUGCAAUGCUGUCAUCUUCCAUGCAUCUCUAUCCAGCAUCUUUGAAGAUAGUCAUUGAGGGAAAAGUGGUGAUGGGGAACAUUGAAGACCUGCCGAGGGCUGUUUGUCUUCUAUUUGGACUUGCAUACGCACUUCACCUCAACUACCCCAAGUCGAUGAAGCACACAUUCCAGUUCAUUCAACAGGUACUUCUAUCGUUGGGCCAGAGUGCGUUAAAACCAAGGUUGCAAACACUGAAAAACCAACUUCAAAUGUAAUGAUCCUAAGUGAAGGUCACUGUGUCAAUGUGGUUUAGGUCAGUUCAUAUUCAAUGGAUGGUCUCAAAAAAGGCCAUGCACCCACAAAAACUCCAAAUCCACAAGUUGCUUUGCCCUUUCUACAUGACUGUAUCUGUAAAAAAAAUUCUGUGUGUAUAUUUCUGACUGUAGUU
This is a messenger RNA of Limanda limanda (common dab), 1855 nucleotides long. RefSeq lists its product as uncharacterized. Lineage: Eukaryota; Metazoa; Chordata; Actinopteri; Pleuronectiformes; Pleuronectidae. The record is from RefSeq and is a predicted model, not a curated record. The transcript is spliced from 6 exons. Bases 99 to 1682 code for a protein of 527 amino acids.